Molecule: messenger RNA, 3861 nt
Organism: Drosophila melanogaster (fruit fly)
Lineage: Eukaryota; Metazoa; Arthropoda; Insecta; Diptera; Drosophilidae
Exons: 5
Coding region: 546-1967 (473 amino acids)
Source: RefSeq, marked reviewed
AGAAAAGAACAGAAACCAGUUUGGUGGGGAGUUGCUUCCCAAAUUCAAGGAGUGGAAAUUCUUUGCCACUGUGAUUGGCAGCCAAUGUGUGUGCGUGUUGCAUGGAAGAAAUCACAUUACCUCGGCAAUGUGUCGCGGUAAUAUACAAAAAUGGAGCCUCUAAUGCAUAUGUGAAAUGAUCAACCAAAGGGCCAUUUAUCAGCAUCCCCGAAGUGAGCUGAGAAAAGUGUAAAAAUAAGCAAGCAACCGGCAACUAACAAGCAAACAACAGCCAUAACAAUUUGUCAAGUACACAACCACACACCAAAAACACAAAGCAGGUGAAAAUCCAAAAUAAGCGCGCGCGUUUUAAAACGCCCCAAAGCAGCGAGAGGCUAGGCCAAAGGAUUAUCGCGAUGGCAAGGACCACGGAACUGAAGCUGGCUAUGCUGGAUCCUGCGAAAUGAAUUUAUGCCUGUGCAGUUUUCCAUCGAUUUUCGUCUUGCGCCACAACGGACUGGGGAUGAAAAACCAAACACAUAAAACGGAUUUGAUAUUAAAAAAAUAUGCAGAAACAAGAAAAAAGGCGCGAGCUGCGCCUGAAGCGAUUCUGGCGCUCCCCCAAGACCACGUCCUCGGAGGACUCCAAUGGCUAUGAGAGUCCCACGAGAACGAAAGCGUCCAGUGCCGGCGGCAGCAGCGAUGCCCAGAGAUUCAACCACCUGCACUACACCAGCCUGUCGCAGGGAUCGGGCACCUCGUCCUCGGCGGGCGGAGCCACUGCAUCCGGAGCGGGGCCGACGACUCUGGGGCAGUCCGGCAACAGCAAGCCCUCCUGCUCGCUGCCACUUUUGCAGGUGUGGCCCAGCCAGGAUUCGCCGCGCGGCGAAGCGGAUGGCCAGUCCUUCGUGUUCCCGGCCAUCGUGGAGACGAGUGUCAGCAGUCCGACAGCCGUGGCCAGCGGAAGUGGCAGUAUCGGGAGCACCAACCUGAGUCUGAACGCCAGGAGGAGCAGCAACCACCUCAGCUUGUCGACGGACCGGCGGAGUUCUCUGUACUGUGAUACCCUGCAUGCCGGCGACUCCGGCAUCGAUUCGGUGCAGGCCUCGCCCUCGCCGAACGCCUUCAUAGCUCCGCCGGGCGUUCACAACCUGCCGCUAGGCCAGACGGGCGGCGGGUCCUGCCAUGUGUCGCCCACCAGCACGCCCACCCAGGGAUCACCCAAUUUGUCCUUGGGGCGCAGGAGCAUGCGGAACAGCAUAUGCGUGGUGCCCAGUGGCAACGGGCGGAGGAAGUCGAGCGCCCUGCUGCAUCCGGAUCACGCCCGACUAUUCGCCCUGCGAAUGAAACAUGCGGCGGCGCUGGAGCGGGCACAAACCUCUCCGGAUCAGACCUCCAUCGAGGACGCCAACGAGUUCCACGACAAUGGACUGGCCACCAACCUGCGGCUGUGCUCGGCCUCCUCGUCGACGACGUCGUCGCUGACAUCCGUGGCCGCGGUCAGCCUGGGCGGUGCCGGUGGUGCGGGUGGUGCGAACACUACCUCCUCCGGCUCCGCCUACGCUGUGGGCGCGGCGGGCGUCCAGCAGCGCGUCUCCGAUCCCUGGCUGCAGCCGCAAUCCGAUCGGGAACGGGACUCCCGGCACGACGGCAGGCGCAGGUCCUCCACGAUGACCGCUCGCUACUCCCUGUUCGAUGCCCUGGACCUGGAGUACGUGCUCUUGAGGGCCGCUGCCCGCGGUUCCGUGGGUCCCUACAGCCUCAGUGAGUCCAUGCACAAGCUCACCUUCACGCAAUCUUUGGCAUUCCCGGCCCUGGCACGUGGCCUGGCCACCAAAAGGCGGAGGUCGGCCACGCACACCAGCUCACGGCCCCUGAAUCCCCAUGAGUCCGGUCUGAAUACCUGCGCCAAGGUGGUCACCGCCGUCGUCCUGGUUGCCCUGUCCUUCAUGGUGUUCCUCAUCGUCUACAAGUUCGUGCGGACGUGAGGUUUGCUCCUGGCCCCGUCGCCAGAGCUCCCAGUCACAUAUCAGGCCAACUACGGAGCGGAGGAGGGGUCCACAUCGUCCUCCAUCAUCUCGUCGGCGGGCCGCAGUCUGGGCAAGCACAUGUCGGGGUUCAGGAGCAAAUUGGGUCUGCGUCAGGCCGACUUCGAGUGAUCCUUGCGAAGAUCCUUUGAACGGACAUUAAAGCACUGGUCGCCAACAUUUGUAUGAAACUCUAGGGAUUACAUAUUUUCCUCGAAAAGUACCUAUGAAAAUCGUUUCGUGUUGGUAAAAAACGGCUGACCAGUGAAAUUUUUGUGAUAAACUAUCAAUGAAAGCAAAUUUUUCCACAAAAGAAACCCCAACAGUGGAGCAUAUGUAAGUUAAUGAAAUAACAAAUUAAAGGCUUAAACAUUUAGUAAAAACAGCUUCAAGAGGCUUGCCAGAGUUUCAUCAAAUUUAUAAUAUACUUAUGAAUAAUAUUUUUUUAUAAAUAUAAAAAUCGCAGCUCGCAUUUCCUAGGCUCCUAUUUAGCGAAGAUUUUUGAAUGGAAUUCCAAAUCCAGUUUCAUUGUUUGCAGUUGAAGUGCCUAACUAAUUUUAAACAAACUACAAAUUACAUUAAUACUCGCUUAAUUUUGUUCUCUUCUUAAAAAUCGAAUUUAGAAAUUGGCAGCUGCUUGGAAACUAAAACUGCUUAUGCGCUGCAGUAGUCCAAAUAAUUUUUCCAAUAGAUAAACUUUUUUGAAGGGAAAUUAGAAGUGGUGGAGGAAUUUGAGAGGACAUAUGAUUUAAUAUUGAUUUGGAAGCAUUAUUUUAUAUUACAGCACAUUAAUAUCAAACAAAGAAUUAAUUUCCUUUUAACUCAUAAUUUGUGAUUAUUUUUUUAUUAUUAUUAUUCGCUUGUAUGUGGGAGCUUCAAAGUCAAUUAAAACCCAUAGCAACUGGCUAUUAUUUUAACCUUAUGCCUUACUCAUUCGUUAUCCUCACAAGCUCCAAAACACCAUGUUAGAGUUAUAUAAUUGGCUUUAGUCUUAAGGAUCAGGAAAAUUGGCAGGCGAAUAGGAACUACAAACGAGAUACAUUUGUACUGAGUUGUUGAACGGCUAGAUGAUAUAGAUGAUAUAUAAUAUGAUAUAUAUAUGGAAAUCCAGGCAUAUUUAAUUAACAUAUUUAUGGUAGCUAUAUAUAGUUAUACAAGCAAAUAUAUAUGUAUAUGUAUACAUGCAUUAUAUAUCUGUAUAUGGGUGUUUAUAAAUGUAUAUCUAAGCGGCUUAAAUGUGACAAAGCACUUGCUGAAAUACCACAAAAAAACUCUCUACUCUUAACUUGCUGCCUUACUUUCCUCUAGUGAAAAUAGUUGAAAAUAACGAAAAGAUAUUAACAAAAAAGCCCCGACUAACAAAUUCUUCAUAAAUUGCUGCCUUACUUUCCUACGAAUACGAAAAAGAAAAAAUUUAAAUCGAACUAAACCUUUUGAAGAAACCUUAUUAACUAACUCUCAGAGCUUUUUUUUCCUAUUUCCUCUACGAGCUUCGCCUACCAAAAGAACCUAAAAUGUGCAAAACAAAAGCAGACACGUUUUAUAUAGAGUAAAGAAUUAUAUACUAAAUGUAAAGUUAAAUAUACGAUAUUAAUAUUAAAGCUGACUAAAGGAUACACAUUUUGUUGCAUAAGUAUAAGUUAUUCCUUCCCUAUUCUUGCAUAAAUUCGCAUUAUUUCUAUAUUUGUCGAUGGCAUUCAUCAAUAUUUAUGCAUAGUUUUACGACCUCUCCUUUUUUCAUUACGAUUGGUGUGCAACCAACUAUGGUUAAAUAAAAAUUGCAUAUUAAAUGUCACAAAACCAGAAUGGAAAGAUGAAAUGAAAAACCAACUGUAACCGUAACUGAAGUAAGUUG